GCUCUUCUACACCACUUCUUUUUUCUUUGCCUCAUAAAGGAAAUCAAGGAGAAGCUCAAUAUUUAGAAACAUGCGGUCACCAUUUCCUAGCUUUCUCAACAACAACAAAAUCUUACACUUCAAAAUUUGCAUUAUUCUUUUCAUGAACUGUGCUACUUAUAGAACCAACCUUUGUUUCACCAAAUGUUUCGGGGAGCCUACUGGUGACCCUCCUAUACAAUCUUCUUCUAAACUGCUUUCAUCCUUGGAAACAAUAAGCCUAGAUGGACACUUUAGCUUUAAAAACAAUCAAGCAGCAGCUAAAGAUUUUGGCAAAAGAUAUCACAUGCUACCCUUAGCAGUUCUACAUCCACAUUCAGUUCGUGAUAUUUCAAUUACAUUAAAGCAUAUUUUUCAGAUGGGUUCAGGAACAGAACUUACAGUUGCUGCAAGGGGUCACGGCCAUUCUCUUCAAGGUCAGGCACAAGCCUUAAGAGGCGUAGUUAUCAACAUGGAGUCCCUUAAGGAACCAGCCAUGCAAGUUCACAGUGGAAACUUACCAUGGGUGGAUGUCCCCGGAGGAGAGCUGUGGAUAAAUAUCUUACAUGAAACGCUUAAACAUGGCUUAACACCAAAAUCUUGGACUGACUACCUUCAUCUUUCUGUUGGUGGUACUCUAUCAAAUGCUGGUAUUAGCGGGCAAGCUUUUAGGCAUGGACCUCAAAUCAGUAACGUCCACCAGCUAGAAGUUGUCACAGGAAAGGGCGAGGUUAUUACCUGUUCAGCGCAGCAGAAUGCAGACCUGUUUUACAGCGUACUUGGAGGCCUUGGUCAGUUUGGCAUCAUCACAAGGGCAAGGAUUUCUCUAGAAUCAGCACCAAAAAUGGUAAAGUGGAUAAGAACCUUGUAUUCAGAUUUCGCCGUAUUCUCCAAGGACCAGGAACAUCUGAUAUCCACCAAGUACUCCUUUGAUUAUAUUGAAGGCUUUGUUCUAAUAAAUAGAACUGGCAUUCUCAAUAAUUGGAGAUCUUCAUUUGAUCCCAAUGAUCCAGUUCAAGCCAGCCAAUUCGUCUCAGAUAGAGCGACACUGUAUUGUCUAGAAAUGGCCAUGUACUUCAACUCUGAGGAGACAGAAACUAUGAACAAGAAAGUUGAGAAGUUGCUAUCACAAUUGAGCUACAUUCCAGCUACUCUCUUUCAGUCGGAAGUUCCUUACGUGGAGUUUCUGGAUAGAGUGCACAUAUCUGAGAAAAAACUCAGGGAAAAAGGAUUGUGGGAGGUUCCUCAUCCUUGGAUGAAUCUAAUGAUCCCAAGAAGCAAAAUACAUGAUUUUGCAGCAGAGGUGUUUGACAAAAUUCUAUCAGAUUCCACCAAUGGUCCCAUACUAAUCUACCCGGUUAACAAAUCCAAGUGGAACAAUAAAACAUCAGUGGUCACACCAGACGAAGAAAUUUUCUACCUAGUGGGUUUCUUGUUUUCUGCACUGCCAACUUCAACCGGAAAACAAAGCUUAGAGAACAUUUUAGCCCAAAACCAAAUAAUUCUGGACUACUGUGUCAGGGAUCUUCCUGGAUGUACGCAAUAUCUGCCUCAUUAUAGCUCCCAAGACGAGUGGCAAGCUCAUUUUGGCAACAAAUGGCGGGUACUGAUGGAGAGGAAAUCUGCCUAUGACCCAUUAUCAAUUCUUGCCCCGGGACAAAGGAUCUUCCAGAAAGCCACCCCUGUACAACAUCUUGUAUCUAAAACAAACCACAAAACGAGCAUCCUAGAAGAAGAGAAUGCCAAAAUGAUAUGAAAGUUCAAAUGAAUUUAAAAUGUAUUCUGUCGUAAUAUUACCAUUAAUCAGAACAAAAGCUUUCGAUGUC
Molecule: messenger RNA, 1844 nt
Organism: Cucurbita moschata (crookneck pumpkin)
Lineage: Eukaryota; Viridiplantae; Streptophyta; Magnoliopsida; Cucurbitales; Cucurbitaceae
Product: cytokinin dehydrogenase 4-like
Exons: 5
Coding region: 71-1774 (567 amino acids)
Biological process (GO): cytokinin metabolic process
Molecular function (GO): FAD binding; cytokinin dehydrogenase activity
Source: RefSeq, a predicted model, not a curated record